AAAUGAAUGCAGUUGAGUAAGUGUACUUCUACUUAUUAUGAGCCACCUGAAGAGGGCACCCUCACAGUUCAAUCACCUGGCUGUGCCAAAAAUAACACAACCAAAAAGUUACUCACAUGUUCUUUUAAAAUUGACAAAAUAACAUAAUUUAAAUCAAACAAAACUCCAAUCAGUUCACAUAAAAUGUAACCAUUUUUCUGCCCUUUAAUAGACACUAUCCUUCGUGCUUAUUAAAUAAAAAUGUCCCUAAGGAAACCCUGUAAGAUGUUGAACAUCUUUUGUCUGCUCACAAACAGACGGCCUACAGCAGCAGCUCCUGAAGGCGUCUCUCCACAUCACUCGCACGCUGCUUGUCAGACACGCUGCACAUAAUAUCCCAAGGCAAGAUAUCUGAAAGUCUCCCAGGCAGUCGGAGAGACGCUUUGUGUGUUUGUGUCCUCCGCUCCCUCUCCUGCACACACACACCCACACACACACACUCACACACACACACACUGAGCAUCAAACAGACGAAGAAGAACCAUUGGCUCGGAGGAGCUGAUGACGGAGGGAGCGCACCGUCUUCACCAGGAGCGCAGCAGAACACACACACACACACACACACACACACACACACUGCACCUCCGAGCUGUGGGAUGAGAGCAGUCCGUGGAGCUGGGAUGAGCACUUAACUUGGGAACUUUUAUUUUCUUCCUCUGCUGGUACUAUUUUGUGUGCAUUCCGGAGGUGGAGAGCUGUUGGGACGAGCGCGUUUUUCUCUCCAGGAGCGCGCAGUGUGGCGCACGUUGGACAACAAAAAAGCAGCUCGGUGCAGCGAGUGCAGCGCAGGCAGGUUUCCGUUUUAAAAGCAGCAGGAGAGGCAGAGGAGUUACGGAGUCCGUGUGGGGGAAGCGAGGCAGGAAAUCACGGAGACCUCUCUGUUAAAAAAACGAGGAAUAUUGAGAGGAAAUCAGAAAGCAGAAGUUGGAUAUGGCGGCGCUGAAGACGGUCGACCUCCUCGUUGGAGUUGUUUUAGUUUUGCACUGUGUGGCGAAUGCACGAGCCGAGAUAUCAUCCAGUAACGGGGUUUCUUACUCAUACGUGCAGGGGCAGGCGGGAGAGGAGGACGCAGCGGUGGAUGUGACGCUGUACAGUCACAGGUGGAGGAGAUGGCUCCCGCCUAAACCUCGUAGCAUGGACAGCAACAGGGCCAGUCAGGAGCAGGACCAGGAGCCGGAGCAGGUGGAGCCCGAGGGAUUCCCCGGGCUGCUGUCAGCCGAGGACACGGACAACAGCUCGCAGAUAGAGGAGGACACAGACCACGACUACUACACGUCAAAAACAUACGGGCCAUCUGAUCCAAUGAGCAGAGACUUGUGGGUCGAUACGGACCGGAUGGACAAGGAAAAAGUGAAGAUCCACGGGAUUCUGUCCAACACACACAGACAGGCAGCGAGAGUUAACCUGUCCUUCGACUUCCCUUUUUAUGGACAUUUCCUGAGUGAGAUCACUGUGGCGACUGGUGGGUUCAUCUACACGGGGGACGUGGUCCACAGGAUGCUAACGGCUACACAGUACAUCGCUCCUCUGAUGGCGAACUUUGACCCCAGUGUCUCCAGAAACUCUACAGUCAUCUACUUUGACAACGGUACAGCUCUGGUGGUGCAGUGGGACCACGUCCACCUGCAGGACAACUACAACCUGGGGAGCUUCACCUUCCAGGCCACGCUGCACAACACCGGCAGGAUUGUUUUUGCAUACAAAGAGAUCCCCAUCGAGGUGUCUCAGAUCAGCUCUGUCAAUCACCCGGUGAAGGUGGGCCUGUCGGAUGCCUUUGUGGUGGUCCACAAGAUCCAGCAGAUACCCAACGUGAGGCGGCGGACGAUCUACGAGUACCACCGCGUGGAGCUGACCAAGACGAGGAUCACCAAUUCUACAGCUGUGGAAAUCUUUCCUUUAGCCACUUGUCUCCAGUUCACCAGCUGCAGCGCCUGCAUCUACUCACAGAUCAACUUCAACUGUAGCUGGUGCCAUCGGCUCAACAGAUGUUCCAGUGGUUUUGACCGACUACGGCAGGACUGGGUGGACAACAGCUGCCCAGACGAGACCAAGGACAAGUUGUGUGACAUCAUUGACACGACGCAUCUCUACCCCUUCACCACCGCGAUUGCCGCCAAAACAACACCGAGGAGCAAAGAGGCCACAGCGAACAAGGACUCGCCCUCCACCUCCCACCCUCCCACCAGCGUCCCCACUGAAGAUGAUACCAAGAUCGCCCUGCAUCUCAGAGACAACCAAGUGAUGCCUGCAGACAGCGCUGCAGACAGGAUGCCAGGGUCACACCCUCUGCACAUCGGUCUGAUCCUCGGCAUCCUCCUGGUGGUACUCAUCAUGGUUGUCGGCGUGCUGGUCACCGUGUACAUCUACCAUCACCCGACCUCGGCCCCCAGCCUCUUCCUCAUCGAGAGACGCCCGAGCAGGUGGCCGGCCAUGAAGUUUCGCCGGGGCUCGGGCCACCCGGCCUACGCGGAGGUGGAGCCGGUGGGUCAGGAGAAGGAGGGCUUCAUUGAGUCCGAGCAGUGCUGAGUGAGGAGGGGGCGUCUGCAUCCCUCGUAGCCCCCCCACCCACCCACCCCACCCGCCCCUUUCAGUGCCGGCUCUCUUUCCUCCCGGACGUCUCAAGAGAAGACCUCCAGGAUCUGCUUUUUGGUGGAGGACGCUCAGUGUACACAAAAAAGACUAAAAGACACGAUUGAGGAACUGAGGCAGCGACAUGAGAAGAGCCUGAUCCCAGACACGCCCACUGUUGAGCGACAGGGAACAGAGGGAGGUCCAACACUGACGUCAUGGACUCAGACGGCGUUGGCUCCAAUCGCGUUGCCAUGGAGGGAUUGUACAGUCUGACUGCCUUGACUGGAUUGUGGUGUGUCUGAGGUGGUGGAUUAUACCAUAUAUAUUUUAAGAAACAAUGCAGAGUAUGUGAACAGAGAUUUCCACUUUUACUGUCGGUGGGGUUAAACUGUAUAGGCCUUUGUGUAUCCAUCAGGUUUCCACUUCUUUUGCUUUCACUUCUCGUCGUUGUUUUUCACAGAGGUCGGCACAUCUAAUCCGUACAGACCAUCGGUAUUGCUUUUUCAAUGCCAUCGCGGGCUUAAUUGACUUUUCCACUGCCGGCUCUGCACACAGAGUUUUGCAGAAGUGUGAUAUGCCGCCAGCUGAGCUCCAGUCACCGCAAUCGAUAGCAGCUUGGUGAGAAAAAAAAGCUCAGCACACUCAGUACGUGUGUGACGUUUGACCGGUUUCUUUUUCUGAAAAAGGAAAGUGUAAGAUGUUUCUUUUUUUGUUUUCAGGGGAAGCCUCGAGCAGACAUACAUCCUUACAUUUUUAUUUACUCCAUUUCUCCAUGAUAGCAAGUCAUGUCCAGGAGACCUCAACUUAUUUAUUGACAAAACUUUAUUAAUUUGGAUAACAGCAACAUGGCAUGUUGUGGUCUGUCCUAUCACAUACUGUAGGGUUUUCACACCUGCAGAAAACUUACAUUUCCAGGAGGUAUGUGUGAGACCAAACAGACUCAGACUUCCCCCGGAGUUUCUCCUGCCAGACUUCUAGUAUUUUGUCCGCAGCAAGUCCGAGUGAGCUGAUGUGAGAACACAGCAGGAUAUUAUCAGGAGAAUUCCCCUCCAGCAGGUGGGAGGGGCUGGUGAUGGUUUAUAUCCUGUGAUUAGAGUCAAUACAUCGUGUGUGUCCACGGCUGAAAUGAUCCAGAUAUUUUCAGGAGUGCAGAUGUGAAAACAGCUGCAGUGACCAGCCUCCUGCUUUGUUUGGAUCGGCAGAAAAUUGUCUCAUUAUCAAGAGAAGUAAAACUUUGAUAUCUCGAGACAAUAAUUUAAAAGUAUCUAUUAUAAAGGAAAAACCAGCUUUGUCUUCCCGAAAUGUCAAGAUAAACAAGUUGAGAACGUGAGCAAACAAACAGGAAGGUGGAGUAAUCAAAACGUUUGGAUGCAUGUCCGCUUACGGCCUCCAUAAUGUUUUUUAACGGGUGAUGGGCACUCUGCUCUUUUUGACUGGUUCAUUGUUUGAUUCUUUGAAUCAUUGAAAACAUUUUGUUGUUUUAAUCCUUUUUUUUUUUUUUUUUACUUAAGCAGUUUUUUUUUUCAUGACUGCCGUUUCAUUUUGUCCUUGAUUAGAAUUUGCACAUUUUUAUUUUCCAAGCACAUUUGAUUCUCUCAUUUGACAUGUGGUACUAAUGCAAAACGACAAGACAGGCGCUUGUGAGUGUGUAUGCUGAAUAUAUUUUCUUAAGUGUAAGUGAUGCGAGUGUGUGUGUGUGUGUGUGUGUGUGUGUGUGUGUGUGUGUGUGUGUGUGUGUGUGUGUGUGUGUGUGUGUGUGUGUAGUUUUUGGAUAAGGGAUAUGUUUGAGCUGGCUCUGCACGGUUGAUUCUUAAUGAUUUGAAUCUGAGGUGUGGUGAUACGGUUUGUGUGAGCCAGAAGACACACUGGUACGGUCGGAGUUUUCCUCCAUUUUACGGUGUGAUUUCCUUUUCCCAGUCUGUUGCCAGCAUAACCAUUGGCUAGUCCGUGUUAACGUUAUGAUUGGCUCAUCGGUGUCGACACUUUCAUGUAUAUACCAAACGAAAACAUUUGCAGAUUCAGGUAAUUCAUGACAAACUUCUUCUUUUUUUUAAAUAAGCAUUAUAGCACAGAUGAAAAACUUUUUUUAUUUUUUAUGAGUGGCCUUUUUUUCUCUACUUUUUUACUCAAAUGUGAAAACUGUACAAAUCAUCAAACUGUCACCGAUCGACCCGCACGGCCUCUGACGGAUUCACUUCAAAUCCUCGUUAUCCUCACUGUCACACGGCAGACGCCGUGUUUUCACACCAAUGAUUGUAGACGUUCUUCAGACGCCAUCAGCAUCCUGGAAAUCUACUGACAAAAUAAAGAGUGCAAUAUGCCGUCUGUUCAGUUUGAUACUGAAAAUACAUUCUAAUAAUAAUCAUCUGGAUUUUGUUUUGUUCACACGUCGUCGUCAUCACAUCGAGACCAAAGACUAACACGCAGCUGAGUGAGCUACAUUGACUUACCUCGACCUUUAACUUCACCUCAGCAGCCACGCAGACAUCCACCACAUGUUAGACGUCGCUAUAUUACUUUACAGGUUAUGAUAUUUACCACUUCAUGAAAUCAAAAAGGAGCCUUUUUUUUUUUUUAAUUCCCCCCGUUUUUGUACCAGGCUGUAAACAUGUUAAUCUCUGCUCUAACAACAGGCUUUUUUUGAAUGUGGUGUGUAUGUGACUUCCUGCAGUCAGCCUCAAGUGGACACUCGACAGACUGCAGGAUUUUACACUUCCGCAUCGGCUUCAUUUUGCAAGACCGUAAGAGGUUGCCGCUUGGUCAGUCCAGAAGCUGGUUCAUCCAGCCUAGUGUUGUGUGAGUGUCACACUCUACAAAACGAAGCCAACUGUUCACAAGAUAGUUUAAAGUCUUUAUUUGUGAUUUUUCACACUUAAAUGUAGAAAUCAAGUAUCUCCUCUGAAAAUAACUCUGUGAGUCAUGACUGUCUACAAUGGGUGUAACACCCGAGUCCCACUGUCUGUGAUGUUUUCAGAGUUUUCAGAGUCCUAUCUUCACUUUGUUUACAUCGCCCGGACGGCCGGCUGACUCCUCCCCUCGUGUAUAAAAGUUGUUUAAUUGAGGGACUAGAGAAAAGAAGAAUAACAUACUGUACUCACUGCUUAACUGUGUUUCUAGAUCACGCUCAUUUCAGGUAAAUUUACAUGCAGUGUGAAGAUACGAGCAGAAUAAAGAUCGCUAGCAUUAGCAUGCUAACACAACAAUGCAGCGCGAGUUGUUUUGGUUUCAUGCUGGUGCUCAAGGGCGACAUCUACUGGAUCAAAAAAUCACAUAUAAAGCCUUUAAAAAAGCAAGGCAUUGCUCCCUCUUAGAGAUAAUAUCCUCAUCAUGUUAUGAAAGUGUUUCCAUAUUCUUUAAAGACGAGGAUCCUACUCAACCUGUUGACGCCUCUGUCUUCAAAUCAAACGUGUAGGAAACAGUCGCCUCUUGGGGAAAUGGGUUGAAAGCAUCAUUAUUUUCAAUGCUAAAGCAGGCUGCACUGACUUUUCCACACAGACACUUUGCAGAAGUGUGAUAUGACUGAAAACGACAAAGUUAGAAGAGUCUUUGUGAGUCCUGAUAAUAACAUCAGAACAGCAGUUUGUGUUUUUUAAAAGCUGCAGCCUGUUACUCUAAAUCUUUGUGAAUACAGUAGAGUCCAAUCUGUGAUUCCUGUUACCUGAGACAGCGUUACGUCUGCCAAAACAAUGUGUCAUUAUCAAAAAUGAAAACGUAUUUUUGAAAACUUUAUUUUCAAGAAGCUAAGUUCAAGUUUCUAAAAAAUACUGAGUUCUUUCGGAUCAUAUCAUCCAUGCAGCCCUCAUGGGAACAUUUAAGAGCAUUUCAUCGACACCAUGGAGCUAACAUUUGCUUUAUUCAUGAGCUAACAGUUGGUGAAAUCUGCUGUUCUUUCUGCAGCAAAGUGAGUUUCCAUUCAGUUAGAGAUGACUGUUCAGCCUGAAUUUCCAUUUCGACCUCUGAAUAAAAUCUUAUUUACACAUCCAAAGAACCACAGCAGGUACUAACCCCUGCUUUGCAAACUCUACUGUAUAACCCAUGUUAAACUCUGUUGAGGGCUAUUUUAGGGGGGGGGGGGGGUUUAUUUUUUAAACACUGAUAGAUUGGUGUCUCUUCUUGGAACAUCUGCUUGUUGUACACUCGCACCUGAAACUGCAAGUGUUUUUAUGACCACUCUCCAAACGCAGUCAGAGAAAAGGUCAAAGCUGGAACACUUUGACUUAAGUCGACCUUUUAGCACUCGACUUCACUAAUCACCUUCACUCCCUCUCUAACGGUAUUUUAGACGACGUUAAGCACCGUAGUGGCUCAAUAAACACACCAACAACAAACCUGUAAUACGGUUUUAUCUUACGACUAUCACUCAAAAUCACACAGUAUCGAAGCUGUCUGUAAUUUCUGUGACUGCUGUUGUUUUGAUUACUUUUCAAAUAAUAAACGUUUGUUAAAUACAAAGAAAUCCUCUGGAUGUUA
Molecule: messenger RNA, 7080 nt
Organism: Labrus mixtus (cuckoo wrasse)
Lineage: Eukaryota; Metazoa; Chordata; Actinopteri; Labriformes; Labridae
Gene: plxdc2b
Product: plexin domain containing 2b
Exons: 14
Coding region: 970-2565 (531 amino acids)
Source: RefSeq, a predicted model, not a curated record